AUGGGACCCGUAGUUAAGCGGGCCUGGCUGCACGCGCGCCUCGAGGCGAAGGUCGGCGGCGCCGAUGCCGUCGCGCUCUCCCUCGUCGCCUGCCGCGACAACAUCCUGGAGGGCCUCUGCGCGCAGCUGGGCGUCGACGAGGUCACUGGCAACCUGCUGGACGGGGCAGGGCCGCAGCGGCUGAGUGUCCGCUACGCAGGCGAGGCGGCGGACGGCGAUGCUCUGCGCCGCGAGUGGUUUGGGUUGGUGACGGCGGAGAUCUUCGACCCGAACAGCGGCCUCUUCGUCGAGGACGCAAACCGCAUGCUGCAGCCCAACCCCAACUCUGCCGCCGAGGCUGGCGCUGACCACCUCUCCUACUUUGCGCUCCUCGGGCGGAUCACCGGCAUGGCCCUCUACCACAAGGAGAUGCUCAACGUGUCCUGCUCCAUGGCCUUCCUCAAGGCGGCCUUUGGAUAUGAGAUCGCCUUUGACGACCUCGAGUUGGUCGACCCCGACCUACACAGCUCGCAGAAACAGCUCGUCUCUAUGUCGGCAGAGGGUCUCGAAGCGCUGUGCCUCACCUUUGAGGUGGACGGCGACGAGACGGUCGUCUACGAGCGCUCCUCUGACCGGCGGCGCACCGCUGAGCUCAAGCCGGGGGGGGCGGACGAAGCGGUCACGCCAGACAACAUCCGCGAGUACCUGCAGCUGUACACUCGGCACAAGCUCCUUGGUGCGGUUGGGCCGCAGGUCGCCGCCUUCCGCUCCGGUCUUGGCGUGUUUCUCGACGAGGAACUCCUCGCUACCCUCCGCAGCUUAUGCACGAUCGCCGAGGUCCAGCUAUUGCUCUGCGGCCAGCCCAACAUCGACGUCGACGACUGGGAGCGCUCCACGGUCUACAAUCCUCCCGACUACCACCACUCGAACGCGGUCGUGUGGCUCUGGAAGGCGAUCCGCGAGAUGUCGGCUGAGGAGCGGGCGCAGCUCCUCCUUUUCACUACCGGCUCGACACGGCCGCCCGCCACCGGCUUCGCCUCGCUCAUGGGCUACCGCGGCGCACAACAGCGCUUCACGGUGACGCGCUUUGACGGUGCGGAGAGGCUUCCGACGGCGUCGGCUUGCUUCAACCGGCUCUAUCUACCCGAGUAUGGCAGUGAGGCGCUGCUGCGCGCUAAGCUGCGGCUUGCACUCUCCGAGGCGGAGGGUUUCGCCGAGGCGGCGGUGGCGCACUGA
Molecule: messenger RNA, 1215 nt
Organism: Emiliania huxleyi CCMP1516
Lineage: Eukaryota; Haptophyta; Isochrysidales; Noelaerhabdaceae
Product: putative ubiquitin-protein ligase
Exons: 1
Coding region: 1-1215 (404 amino acids)
Biological process (GO): protein polyubiquitination; positive regulation of protein catabolic process; proteasome-mediated ubiquitin-dependent protein catabolic process
Molecular function (GO): ubiquitin-protein transferase activity
Source: RefSeq, a predicted model, not a curated record